Messenger RNA from Perognathus longimembris pacificus (Pacific pocket mouse), 812 nucleotides. RefSeq names its product mediator complex subunit 28 (gene Med28). The transcript is spliced from 4 exons. Gene Ontology annotation, cellular component: mediator complex. The record is from RefSeq and is a predicted model, not a curated record. NCBI's taxonomy places the organism in Eukaryota, Metazoa, Chordata, Mammalia, Rodentia, Heteromyidae. The coding region runs from base 16 to 552 and encodes 178 amino acids.
CCAGCCAUUCCAGCUAUGGCGGCGCCUCUGGGAGGGAUGUUCUCGGGGCAGCCUCCCGGACCCCCGCCACCCCCGCCGGGCCUCCCGGGCCAGGCCUCGCUUCUUCAGGCAGCGCCGGGAGCUCCGCGAAGUUCUAACACCACGCUGGUGGAUGAGUUGGAGUCAUCGUUCGAGGCUUGCUUUGCCUCUCUUGUGAGUCAGGACUAUGUUAAUGGAACCGAUCAGGAAGAAAUUCGAACUGGUGUUGAUCAGUGUAUCCAAAAGUUUCUGGACAUUGCCAGACAGACCGAAUGUUUUUUCUUACAAAAAAGACUGCAGUUGUCUGUCCAGAAACCAGAGCAAGUUAUCAAAGAGGAUGUCUCAGAGCUGAGGAAUGAAUUGCAGCGGAAAGAUACGCUGGUCCAGAAGCACCUGACGAAGCUGAGGCAUUGGCAGCAGGUGCUGGAGGACAUUAACCUGCAGCACAAAAAGCCAGCUGACAUCCCCCAGGGCUCCCUGGCCUACCUGGAGCAGGCGUCCGCCAAUAUCCCUGCUCCUCUAAAGCAGACCUGACAGCUCUGUGCGGACAGUUUUGCCAAACACCCUCUUGUGGAUAUGACAUUUUGGAAGAUCGCUUUGCUAGACAAUAUGAUGACGUCAGUUGUAUGUUCACAUAGAAUUUCCCCCAUAUUUUCACUAGCCAUUAGCUUCCCUUUUUCUCCCCCGCUCUCCUCUUGCGUUGUAGCCCACUGGUCUCAAUCUCAAUCCCCUUGUUUCAGCUAGUACUCGCUUGAUUUCUUUCAUACUUUGUAAAAUGCUUAUGUUUUUGAUAA